Fopius arisanus is the source of this 1510-nucleotide messenger RNA. Its product is annotated as importin subunit alpha. Gene Ontology annotation, cellular component: nucleus. The record is from RefSeq and is a predicted model, not a curated record. Gene Ontology annotation, biological process: NLS-bearing protein import into nucleus. Bases 205 to 1167 code for a protein of 320 amino acids. The transcript has 2 exons. Gene Ontology annotation, molecular function: nuclear import signal receptor activity; protein binding. NCBI's taxonomy places the organism in Eukaryota, Metazoa, Arthropoda, Insecta, Hymenoptera, Braconidae.
CUUCGCUAGACUGCUGGGCCCUCGGGCCCGGUCCCACCCCCACUCCAUUCCCUCUAGGUCUAUAAAACCGAAGCCUGACCCCCACUCGAGUCACUCCAAAUUUGAAAUUCAAAGUGUCAACAGCCAAGAAUCUUCCAAUAAUUAUCCUCUAAUUUCCGGAGUUAUCGGUGAAUUUCUUGUGUUUAUUAUUGAAAUCGUGCCACAAUGUCGACUCUAGAGUUAAACACCAUCUGCGAGCCCAAGGUGACAUCCAUGGAGCUGGUGCAGGUGAACCACUGCGACCUGCCAGCGAAACUGUCAAAGAUAUCAGCAGCCCCAGGAAGUCUGUACUCUUUCCCCACCGAUCUCCUGACAGACCUGAUAGUCGACGUGAUAAGCAGCAUCGAAGAGUCAGAGCAGUUGCACGCAGCCCAGGCAUGUCGUCAACUUCUAGAUUACUACGCCGAAGAUCCCCCAAUAGAUUUACUGAUUCGAAAAGGAGUGAUAGCCCGUUGCAUCGACUUUCUCUCAGCCAACCACAAUCCAGCCCUCCAAUUUGAGUCCUUGUGGACCCUGACCAACGUCACAGCAGGUACAUCCGAGCAGACGAUGUAUGUCGUUGGCAAUCGCGCGAUUCCCAAGCUGGUGGAGUUGCUGAAGUCACCAGUACCCGAGGUAGCUGAACAGGCAGCCUGGACCCUGGGGAACAUCGCAGGUGACAGUCCAGAGGCACGUGACAAAGUCCUCAAAUACAACUGCAUGCCUCUACUCCUGAGGCUCAUUAAACCCGACAUCUCAGUGGCAUUCACCAGGAACAUCAUCAGGAGCAUUGCCAAUCUGUGCAGACAUGACAUCUCUCCACCACCUUUUGAUGUCGUCAGGAUGGCACUUCCUGCUCUCAAUGAUCUUCUUGAUAGAGAGGAUCCUGAGGUAUGUGCUGACGCUACACUCGCUCUUUCGUACCUCAAUGAGAGUUUUAAUGGAUGGAUGGAGAGCGUUCAGAACACUCUGGAGGAGUUCCAGAUGUUUUUCUCCAUUAUUUUUUAUAUGGCUAUUAUCUAUGUGUGGGUAAUAUCCUGCUUUGAGAAAAUUCAUUCCACCACCGACUCAGGGAACUCCACCAUCUCCUUGGAAGAUCCGGCUUUUACCGCUUUGCAAAACAUCGGGGGGCAUGGGUCACAAGUCUAAUCAUUUUCCAUGGAUCUCAGGAAAUUUUGCGAAAUAACGAGUGAUUAAUUUGUUUAAUCGGUUUUUAUUGAUUAUUAUUAUUUGAGGGAGAAUUUUAAUGAAUACUUUCCAGUCACUUGGGAAUUUAUUUAAAAAAAUUGGGAUAAAGAAGAAUCAGAAAAAUUACCGAUUAGAUGUCCAGUCAUGAACAUCUAGAUAUAUUUAAUCUGAAAAUUAUAGAGAGGAGUUGUGUAUAUAAAUAAUAGUCAAUACGUGAAUUAAUUUUUAAGAAAUUCAAUAUUGGAGAUGGAUUUAAAAUGAAUGAAAGAUAUGGGAAAUUUGGGAAAAAAUUUGAUGUGUGUAA